CGGUGUUUGGCUUUUGAACUGAGUUCAAGGCAAUUAAAGUCAUGGGCUAAGGAGUAAAGGAGGGGGGUUAAAAAUACCAGCAUAAUAAGUAGUAUGACUGGAGUGCUCUGCAAAUUAACUCAAUUAGACAAAGCCUGAUUUAACGGGGAAGAUGGUGAGAAGCGCUACCCUCAUUAAAUCUGGCUGUUAGAGGCACUUCUAUAAAAUUAAAUUUGUUUGAGUUGUUUGGAUCACAUAAAACAGUCUGUGCGUGUGCAUGUACACACGUGCACAUGCGUGGGUUCUGUGAUUUUGUGGGUAUUUUUUAAAGAGGAGAGGAACAGACCGCAAAACAAAAAUAUACAAAAACAAAACAAAACAGCAAAAACAAACAAAAAUAAAAAAAACGGAGUGAAUGCUCAAGAGCUCGAGUGGAAGACAAGAAGAAAGCAGUGUAGGCGGAGAGAGAAAGUUCCCCGAUUGUAAAGCCAUGCGCUCUCUUUGGUGGGGGCUUCUGCUCAGUUGGCUGGGCUGUGGGAUGCUGCCCGGAGCCCGGGCCCAGUUCCCCCGGGUCUGCAUGACGGUGGCCAGCCUGGUGGCCAAGGAGUGCUGCCCGCCGCUAGGUGUGGAGCCGGCCAACGUCUGCGGCUCUCAAGAGGGCCGGGGCCAGUGCACGGAGGUGCAAGCCGACACCAGGCCCUGGAGUGGUCCUUAUGUCCUGAGAAACCAGGAUGACCGAGAACGGUGGCCACGGAAGUUCUUCAACCGGACCUGCAACUGCACAGGAAACUUUGCUGGCUUUAACUGUGGAGACUGCAAGUUUGGCUGGACUGGCCCCAACUGCGAUCAGAAGAAACCACCAGUUAUUCGAAAGAACAUUCAUUUUUUGACCCCUCAGGAGAGGGAGCAGUUCUUGGGUGCCUUAGACCUCGCGAAGAACACCACACACCCUGACUACGUGAUCACCACGCAACACUGGCUGGGCCUGCUUGGGCCCAACGGCACCCAGCCACAGAUCGCCAACUGCAGCAUUUAUGAUUUCUUUGUGUGGCUUCAUUAUUAUUCUGUUAGAGAUACAUUAUUAGGACCAGGACGCCCCUACAAGGCCAUUGAUUUCUCACACCAAGGACCCGCCUUUGUCACCUGGCAUCGGUACCAUUUGUUGUGGCUGGAAAGAGAUCUCCAGCGACUUAUUGGCAAUGAGUCCUUUGCCUUGCCCUACUGGAACUUUGCCACUGGGAGGAAUGAGUGUGACGUGUGUACAGACCAACUGCUUGGGGCAGCAAGACAAGAUGAUCCGACUCUGAUUAGUCAGAACUCAAGAUUCUCCAGCUGGGAAAUUGUCUGUGAUAGCUUAGAUGACUACAACCGCCGGGUCACUCUGUGUAAUGGAACCUAUGAAGGUUUGUUGAGAAGAAAUCAAGCGGGGAGAAACGGUGAGAAAUUGCCAUCCUUAAAAGACAUAGAAGAUUGUCUGUCUCUCAAGCAGUUUGACAAUCCUCCUUUCUUCCAGAACUCUACCUUCAGCUUCAGGAAUGCCCUGGAGGGGUUUGAUAAAGCAGAUGGAACCCUGGACUCCCAAGUGAUGAGCCUUCAUAAUUUGGUUCAUUCCUUCCUGAACGGGACAAAUGCUUUGCCACAUUCUGCAGCCAAUGAUCCCAUAUUUGUGGUCCUCCAUGCCUUUACUGAUGCCAUUUUUGAUGAGUGGAUGAGAAGAUUCAAUCCUUCCGCAGAUGCUUGGCCUCAGGAGCUGGCACCCAUUGGUCACAAUCGGAUGUACAACAUGGUUCCUUUCUUCCCUUCGGUGACUAAUCAGGAAUUAUUUUUAACCGCAGACCAACUUGGCUACAGCUAUGCCAUUGAUCUUCCAGUUGAAGAAACUCCAAGUUGGUCCGUGACUCUCCCAGUGGUUAUGGGAAUGCUGGUGGCUUUGGUUGGUCUUUUUGUCUUGCUGGCUUUCCUUCAGUACAGAAGACUUCGCAAAGGAUAUGCGCCCUUAAUGGAGACACAUUUGAACAAGAGAUACACAGAAGAAGCCUAGGAUGCUCAUGCCUUACCCUAGAGAAGAGGCCAGCCACAAAGACCUUGUUGCUGAGACCCUGACAACAAACUAAUCCUCAUGGUUCUUCCUUUAGCUAAAGAUCUUUGGCACAGCUCAUUCUGUUGUGAUGAUCCCAAACACAGAUGAUGCUUAGCUGUAGUUUCUGGUUUGCUUUUCUGUGUAACAGACUGAAGCUGAAGUGCUUGAGGCUAUCUCUACCAUCAAACAAAGGUAGAGCUGAAGAUGUGUGCUAUCUCAUAAUAGUUCCCCAUAUUGAUUUAGCCUCCUCAGUGUUUUGAGAACAUAAAAAAAAAGUUGGUUGUGUAGAUUUAUUAUAAUAUUAUGGUUAGUGAAAUUUGUGAUUUGGACAAGAUUAUGGUUCAAUCUUUCUCAGCUCAAGUGUCACCAUUUGUAAUAGGGUGGGGUAGGAAGUGGCAGAUGCCACAAUGGUCUCUGAGCUCCCUUUGAACUACAAAUAUCUAUGCUUUUAGGUGCCUUUCUGAUUGUCUUCUUGAGGCUUAUUUUUCUUCUUUUCCUCUUCAGCCUUUAAAAUGGCUGAGAGGAUGAAAAUAGGCCUUAUUUUCCAAGUAAGGUAGAGAAUAAAUGAAUGAAUGAAUGAUUCGGUUCUUUUAUAUAUCAGACUUUUCAGAAUUUGUCAAAAGUCUGAAGUUCUUAACAGUAGACAUAUCACAAGAUUCAAUAGCUGGAUAAAUAUGAAUCAUACAGUGAUAAAUAAGUAAAUGAAGGAUUAAAUUAUAGAGCUUUCCAGUUAACUAACAUACAAUUUCAAACCAUUACCAAAAAUAGAAUCCCUCUUUCCAGGAAAGGCUGACUGGAGAAGGCUGGUGAGGAUCCCGAAUAUCAGAGUUCCAUUGCUCUCAGUCUCAUUUGACUGAUCCUGAACCAAUUUCUUUACUAGGUAGCCUCAGAUGAAAAAUUACUAACCUAAAAUGCAUUUGGCUUAUUUUUAAGAGUUGACUUUGUACUAAUUAAUUCUGUAUUAUACUGACAUUACUUAUGAAUAUUAAUUAAUUAAGUCUCAUCAUUUAAAAGCAAACCAAGUAUACAAAAUAGAACCACUCAGAAUUAAAUGCUUAUGCUCCAUUUAGUAAACAUCAGAUCACGAGAGAUAAGAUUGAGGCAUUUUUUUUUCCACUAAGAUGUUUAAAUUUAGCAAUAUGAUCUUCACUUCCAAGAAGCUAAUAGCUAUUGAGAGUUCAAGGCAAAUUUCACCUGCUCAUAUCUGGUACUUAUGUAUCAGGCCAAAGUUCUAGAAGGUAGCCCGUUUGUCUGCUCAUUUCAGCACCUCUCUCUGGAAUUGAUGUGUGUCAAGAAUGGGUGCUAAGAGGAUCCUAGAGCUGCCUUCUACAGAUGGGGGCUUAGAGGGUACAAGGUUCACCAACACCCAGUGUUGUCCACUGGAAUAAAACUGGGAAAGCCAGAGAAAUGGACAAAGCUCAAUCUGAACUGAAUUUGAGUCUCAUAAAGCCACAGGUAUAUUUAAGAGUAGGCUCAGCAAAUAAGAACCAAGGUAGCCCAGAGUCCUUCAUGGGGUGAAGGACUGCUGAGAUUUUUUUAGCCACAGCUGCAUCAGAAUUCCUGCCUUUAACAGCAUAUGGAAAAUUUAACAAUGUUUCAUUAACGUUCUCCACUUUGAAAAGUUUAUGCUCCCGACUCAGAGUUGAACACAUUUUUACAUCCAUUUUUACACCAAAGGAGAUAUAUAUUAAAAUGAACAUAUAGCUGUGCAUGAUAGGAUGUUCCAGAAAAGUUGUGCAUAAAUCAUUUCUACGUUAAAAGCAUCAGGGGAAUUAGUUUUUAUAGAUGAACUAUUAUGAAUAAUUCUAUAAAGCAAAUAACCACCUCUAGCUUCUCUUUUAGGUAUAUUAGAAUUUUCAUACAUUGUAUUCUCAUAAGAUUUGUUUAAAGCAAGAUCUAUUUGUGGUAGAAGUAAAGGAUAGUCAUUUAUACUUAGCUAUUUUAUCUUUAGUGCUGAAACUUAUAAAUAUUAUAUUUUAUAAUGUCUUCCUGAAAAAAAUAAUUUCCUGAUUUUAUAGUCCUUUUAAGAGGAAUAACAUUUUCUAACAGUUUCUAAUAUUACAAUAAAUCAAUGAUGAAUGUCUUUUAAAAAAUUUAAAGGUAGAACAAACCUGUAGGAUAAAAAGAGUUGGUAUUUACAUACAUUGAAUGUUAUGCAAAUAAAUUCAGAAAAUAUCAAUGAGCAUUGUAGGGUUAUACUUCUCAAUGAUAGGAAGAAAAUUCAACCUUGAAGAAAAUGAAUAGAUAACUUUAUAUGCUAUAUCCUCAGUAUGAGAAAAAUUAUAUGUAUAAGAAUUAUGAUUUCAAAGGAAAUGUUUUUAUAAAUCUAAUACACAGAAGUGAAAUGAAAUCCACUGACAUCUUUCCUUUGUGAACGAAAUUCUCUUCUAAUUCUAAAAUUCUUUGACAUUAAUUUGUGUCUUGCUUAGGAUUUAACAUUGUUAAUUAUAAUAAUCCUAAUGAAUAAUUUUAAUCUCACAUUAACAAGAAGUAAAAAACUUAUUAAAGAAGAAAAUAAAAAUAAA
Molecule: messenger RNA, 4584 nt
Organism: Myotis myotis
Lineage: Eukaryota; Metazoa; Chordata; Mammalia; Chiroptera; Vespertilionidae
Gene: DCT
Product: dopachrome tautomerase
Exons: 8
Coding region: 395-2020 (541 amino acids)
Biological process (GO): ventricular zone neuroblast division; developmental pigmentation; melanin biosynthetic process from tyrosine
Cellular component (GO): melanosome
Molecular function (GO): oxidoreductase activity; dopachrome isomerase activity
Source: RefSeq, a predicted model, not a curated record